AUGCAGGAACCGGAGAGCUGCAGCGCUUUGCAAGUCACCACGCGUGCUCCGAUGCGAACUGCAAUCUUCAUGACCACCCACUGGAGUAAGCAGCACCAGUCGUUUUUGCCAUGCUGGGAGACGGCGGUGCAGCAGUUGCCGCUUUUGCAAAAUGCCGACCUGAUUCUGUAUACGUCAGCGAACCUCAGCAAUGCUGAUAUGGAGCCCCUUCGUUUCAGAAAUUUUUUUGUCAAGCACUACAAGAAUCCAGGAUAUCAGCAGGGUGCCAUGCAAGCCGUGAUUCAUGGCUUUGGUCCAAAGGGGCACAUGGAGAAGUGGUUUGCUGGCUACGACUGGGUUGUGAGACUGAAUCCAGACGUGUUGAUUCUUCAGGAUCAGUGGCUCCGUGAGACCAUGGAGAACGCUUCGGUCGACGGCAUUUUCGGGGAGUGCAAAGGUGGGCUGAUCCAGACUGAUUUUUUUGCAGUCCGCCCACAGGCCGUGGAUUACACAAGGAUGGACAUGUGCCAGCAGUGGCCAUAUGCCGAGACGCACUUCCGCUGUGUUGUCCACAACAUUCUCAAGUCCAGACGAUACACAUUGGUCAAGGGUGGACAAUCCGCGGAGUGCCACAUAGUUGGGGGAAACUCGCCAAUUGUGCACAACCACGCGUUUCUGAAGUGCUGCCCCGACUACCUGGCGAAGGCCAAAGCGGGUAAAUGCCCAACAUCUUCUGGAAAGCCAUUCAAUGAGAGCGCCGCCAGCGAAGAUCUACCACCUUUCAUGAGAGAUCUGGCCCGAAAGCGGAACAUCACCUUGUACACCAACAAUGCUCCCGCUGAUGUGGAGUUUGCUGAGGAGUCUUCGUCAAAUGCCGAGACACUGUGA
Molecule: messenger RNA, 867 nt
Organism: Symbiodinium sp. CCMP2592
Lineage: Eukaryota; Dinophyceae; Suessiales; Symbiodiniaceae
Source: the annotation of a GenBank genome assembly